Ooceraea biroi (clonal raider ant) is the source of this 1043-nucleotide messenger RNA. It is a transcript of the gene mRpL21, whose product is annotated as mitochondrial ribosomal protein L21. The record is from RefSeq and is a predicted model, not a curated record. NCBI's taxonomy places the organism in Eukaryota, Metazoa, Arthropoda, Insecta, Hymenoptera, Formicidae. Gene Ontology annotation, biological process: translation. Gene Ontology annotation, molecular function: RNA binding; structural constituent of ribosome. Gene Ontology annotation, cellular component: ribosome; mitochondrial large ribosomal subunit.
GAACAUCGCAACUUCAAUGAUUAUAUUAUGAUAAUUUCUAUCUAAUAAUUGUAUCUUUAUAAACUACAAAUUGUUCUGUAAAAACACCAAGUAUUGGCGUGCGCUUGUUAUGCGUUAACAAGCGUGUAAAGAAAAGAAAGAGAUCAAGUGUUUGCACAUUAAUUGCAGUUAUCUCUGCACACGAUGGCGGCUCUGUUUGGAUUUUCAAGAUUUAUUAAUUAUGCCGCGAGUAACUGUUUGAGAAAAGUGACACCCAUUGCAAUUUGCAAGCAGUAUUAUCCUGCAUUGAGAUUAUGGGAGACUUCAGUAGCGGGAUAUCGAACAGCUAGACCACCAUGGUUGAAAAAGGUUCCGGAUUAUCAGACGGAGAUACGGGAGUGGGAUGAAGAGAGGGAAAAGAUAUAUGCUGACGUGACAAAUGAAAUUAAUAAACAAAUCGCAAUGAACAGAACUGGUCGUAUGUUCGCGAUCGUGCAAGUGUGUGGAAAGCAGUUCAAGGUGACGGAAAACGACAUUAUAAUUAUACAGGGAUACUGGCCACCGAAUAUAGGUGACCGCUUGAAGCUAGAGAAGGUAUUGCUCGUUGGAAGCACCGAUUUUACCCUCGUAGGAAGGCCACUCUUGAACAGAGAAUUGGUUACGAUUGACGCGACGGUGAUUGAGAAAACGCUGUCUCAUACGAAGACUCGCUUUAGAUUCGUGCCAAGAAAGCAGUUUCGCCGUAUAAACUUUUACAGAGUACAAUUCACGAUGCUACGAAUUAACUGUAUAAGCAUAAAUGGUAAUAUCGACGAGAAAAAAGAGAUUGAAGGAUUAGACAGGAUAUAUUAACAGCAUAAUAAUAUGUAUAUAACAAUAAAGAUAGUAUAUCCAAAAUUGAAGCUAUGUUCACACACACACACACACACCAAAAUCUGUGUAUAUAUAUAUAUUACUUUUGAGUAUAUAUCUAAAGUUUUGUGUCCUAACAACGUUACUGAAUCGCUGAAUUUGAUGGGUAUAGCAUCUAGUAAAGCGUCCUAGUAAAAUAACUUAUAAAUUUA